This is a messenger RNA of Cooperia oncophora, 303 nucleotides long. The record is from the annotation of a GenBank genome assembly. Lineage: Eukaryota; Metazoa; Nematoda; Chromadorea; Rhabditida; Trichostrongylidae.
AUGCCAACCGAACAAGACAUGUUGAAGAAUCCCACUACUGGAGGCAGUGUGCACUUUGUCAAUCCCGUGAAGGUCUGCGUCUAUGAGGAGCAAAAUCAGCAUCUUAGCCAAAAUCUUCUAGAGCUGCUUGAGCAGAUUUGUUGCGAUGAAAAUUUGUCUGUGAUCGAGAAACGGAAGCGAUUGAAGAAGUUCAAGAAAACUUAUCCUGCUAUCUACUCGCAAAGAUUUCCGUCGCCAGAUUUAACGCACUCGAGAAAAAAAGACAGGGAGGGCAGCCUGUUCUCGAGACUUUUUGGUCGUUGA